Messenger RNA from Sinocyclocheilus grahami, 2719 nucleotides. RefSeq names its product conserved oligomeric Golgi complex subunit 5-like. The record is from RefSeq and is a predicted model, not a curated record. NCBI's taxonomy places the organism in Eukaryota, Metazoa, Chordata, Actinopteri, Cypriniformes, Cyprinidae. The coding region runs from base 30 to 2396 and encodes 788 amino acids. The transcript has 22 exons. Gene Ontology annotation, biological process: intra-Golgi vesicle-mediated transport. Gene Ontology annotation, cellular component: COG complex.
AAUUAUACGUCACUGAUGAAGUGGCAGUGAUGGAGGCCAGUCCGGAAUCAACAGCGAAUUCACUGCUGAAAGAUGAGUGCUACACUGAUUUCCUUAAAGAGGAUUUCGAUGUGAAGACGUACACAGCUCAAGCCAUUCAUCAUGCUGUCAUUGCAGAGCAGCUGGCAAAGCUGGCAGAGGGCAUCAGUCAGCUGGACAAAGAGCUGCACUGCCAGGUAGUGGCCAGGCAUGAGGAUCUACUAGCUCAGGCAACAGGGAUCGAAUCUCUCGAAGGUGUCUUACAAAUGAUGCAGACCAGAAUUGCAGCUCUCCAGAGUGCUGUGGACAGGAUAAGAACCAAAAUCGUUGACCCUUACAAUAAGAUUGUGUCGCGGACAGCCCAGCUCGCCCGCUUACAGGUGGCGUGUGACCUGUUGAGGAGGAUUAUUCGCAUCCUGUACCUGAGCAAACGGCUGCAGGGGCAACUGCAGGGGGGCAGCAGAGAGAUCACUAAAGCUGCCCAGAGCCUCAAUGAGCUGGAUUACCUGUCCCAAGGUGUUGAUCUGUCAGGUAUUGACGUCAUAGAAAAUGACCUGCUGUUCAUCAGUCGAGCUCGUCUGGAGGUGGAGAACCAAGCCAAACGGUUACUGGAGCAGGGCAUGGAAAUUCAGAAUCCGUCUCAGGUGGGAACGGCCCUACAGGUGUUUUACAACCUCGGCAAUCUAAGAGAGACCAUAAGAAGUGUGGUGGAUGGAUACAGGACAUCUGUGCAGGAGAAUGUUGUUAAUGCCCUUGACAUUAAAGUCCUCACUCAACCUGCCAACACCAGAGGUGCCCCUGGCAGAGCCGUCAUGCCCACUCCAGGGAACACAGCUGCAUUUCGAGCUGCCCUUUGGACAAAUUUAGAGAAACUAAUGGACCAGAUCUGUGCUGCAUGUGGUCAGGUGCAGCACCUGCAGAAGGUUCUAACCAAAAAGAGGGACCCAGUGUCUCAUGUGUGCUUUAUUGAUGAGAUUAUCAAGGAUGGGCAGCCUGACAUCUUGCACGCCUUCUGGAGUUCAGUCACUCAGACGCUUUCCGAGGAGCUGCAGAAAGCCACAGCUGCAUCAACCUUCCUGAAGCAGGCCCUGGAGGGAGAGUAUCCCAAACUCUUGAGGCUUUAUAAUGAGCUAUGGAAGAGGCUGCAGCAGUACAGCGCAAGCAUACAGGGGGUGCUUGUGAGCAGUGGUGCAGGUCUAGAUGUGGAACUGCCAGUGUCAGAGCAUGAUACUGAAGAUCUGUUCACUCGGACCAAACCAGACUACGAUCCAGAGAAGGACCUGAAGAACUCCCUUCAGCCAUAUGAAGCAGCUUACCUGUCCAAGUCUCUGUCCCGCCUCUUUGACCCCAUCAAUCUUGUGUUCCCUCAAGGGGGCCGAAACCCACCCUCUAAUGAUGAACUUGACAGCAUCAUAAAAACAAUAGCCAGUGAGCUGAAUGUUGCAUCGGUGGAUUCCGGCCUGACGAUCGCAGUAGCCAAGAACGCCGCCAAGACUGUGCAGCUUUUCUGCGUCAAGUCAGAGCAGUUGCUGUGUACACAAGGGGAUGCCAGUCAGGUGAUCGGACCCCUGACGGAGGGUCAGAGAAGAAAUAUUGCCGUAGUGAACUCUCUGUUCCGCCUACAGCAAUCUGUGGUUAAAGUUAUAUCUGGACUGGGUACCUUCCCUCCUGCAGCAGAGCAAUCGCUCACAGCAUCUUUAGAGUCAGUUCAGGCUCUGAUGAGUAGUGCCGUUCAGCCACUGCUAAAUUCUGUUACCGACUCUGUCGAAGCAAUACUCAUUACUAUGCACCAGGAGGAUUUCUCUGGUUCUUUACCAGCAGGUGGCCGUCUGGACGUGCUAUGCUCUCUGUACAUGCGUGAGCUGCAGGGCUUCAUCGCACGCGUGAUGAACGACUACUUCCGUCCGCUGCAGUGUCUGGACUUCCUGUACGAUAGUACGGAGCACAUCGCCCAGCGCGCCAUCACCCUCUUCAUCCGCCACGCCAGCCUCUUGCGCCCACUCAGUGAGGGAGGGAAGAUGAGGUUGGCGGCUGACUUUGCUCAGUGUUUCAGACCGCUGCUGUUUCAAACGAGUGAGCACAUCGCUAGCAGUCAAGCGCUGGGAGAUUUGAUUCCAUACAGCACCAUAUUGCAUUUCCUGUUCACUCGUGCCCCGGCUGAACUCAAAUCACCACAUCAGAGAGCGGAGUGGUCGAUCUCUCGCUAUUCUCAAUGGCUGGAUGACCAUCCAUCAGAGAAGGACCGUCUUGCUCUUAUUAGGGGUGCUCUGGAAGCUUUUCUUAAUUACAGCAGUGUCCGAGCCAGGCAGGGGAAGGAGUUUGCCCCGGUGUAUCCCAUCAUGCUCCAGCUGCUGCAGAAGGCCACGAGCGUGUCGUAGGAUCUGCAAACACAGCCCUGUCUCAUCAGAAUAAUGUAGACAGUUCGUCAUAAGAAUACACUCGUCUUCACCAAAAGAAGUCUUUAUUAUAUUUCAUAAGAUUAUUAUGAUUGUCGGAAACUAAUAUGUAUAGGUUUACGAUGUAUUUUUUAUGGGUUGUUUGGUUACUACUGGCUUUAAAUAUAUCUACCUUCUUAACCAAGUACAUGAAGACAUGAAUACAAAUAUUCAUAAAUGUGUUUUGCUGGGUGCAGCAGAGUGAAAAAUGAAUUACUAAACACAUUAUGUAAAUGUGUAAAUGCUGAUUAAAGAAUAUCUCAUGA